AUGGAGGUCGAGGCGCAGACCCAAGCCUCCCGUCCACCUGUAGCUCGUUCACCUGAAAGUUUGCGUCAACGUCAACGAGAUCGAUUGUCCCCUAGAGGUCGUUGUGCAACACCUAAUAAUAAAUCUACAACCAUUACAGAGGUCGAACGACAAAAAAACAUUGGCGUUCCUUCAUUGUCAGCCCCCAAACCGAGAACCACUGGAAAGAGAAGCCCCAACCAACAGGAGAAGCUGAUGCAGGAAAGUUCGCGCAACGAUAAUAAUGUUUACCGUCGGGUCAAGAGAGAGAUAGAAGAUGAGAAAGGUAGCAUCACUCCAGACGGGGGUUCUGCUGGUCGGGAAGGUAGGCAAUUUACGGUUGCUAAGGUGGGAAAUGGAGGAAAGAUAUACUUACGCCCGUCAAUACGUCCAGCAAACCAACGAUAUCCUCAGCCAUCCUUUGUCUUUCCAACAACACCACCAGAUACUGCUGGACCUGAUGCUGUCGCGUUUCGCAGAGAGGAGGAUGAUUUGAGCCACCGUGAAAGUCUUUGGUCACCAUCGAAGUCAGCAGCAUCGAGUCUGAACCAGCGAAUCCAAGGCACAGGACCAAUCAAACCUGGACGCGGAAGAGCACAUUCGUACUCGACAGUAGAUGACCAACACGCACCAGUUACUGACAAGGACGCUGGCGCUUUCAAGGUUAUCAUAGAGAGACCUGGGACUGCUACUGCCACUCAAAAGCUCGACUUCUUUCAAGGUAUUCCUGCUCUUGACGUUAAUAUUCCUUCAUACAAACUGGGAAAACCACGAUUCAGCAUGCGCGGCACGCCUUUUCUUCGAGGAUCUUCCUAUACAAACAAUAACGAUGAUAUGCGCUCCAGUGUUUUAUCGAGCAGAGAAACAUCACAGAUGGAUCCAGCCUCGCAGCGUCAUUCGCGAAUUUUUCCACGGCGCCAUUCUGAUUCAUCUCCACAGUCUCGUGCUGUCACUGGCCCACCAAGCCCUGAGGACCAAUCACGCCCAAUUCCAUCGCCAAGAGUUGUUAAGCCAUCGAGGGCUAUCGAACCCGAAAUGUUCGAUGCGCUCACCUUCAAGCCGGCUUGUGAUCAUCCAUCCAUUUGGGCAGUUUCAAGGGAUGAUGAAAUUGGUACGGUGGUCAGAGUUCGAACAUUUGUCGCGAUUCGCCAUUGGGUGCUCAAUUACUUCCUGGACGACUUUGUCGUCGACUACGAAUUGAGAGUGUUAUUUUGUGAACGUCUUAACGCAUUCGCAAAAGCACUUUUGGAGGGCACGAUGCACUCCAAGGUGCCUCUGAAGAUAGUGGAGGAAUUGAAGAAGUGUUGGCGGAGAGUAUGUGCAUUAUACUGGGAUGGGCCUGACUUCGACCCAGAUCUUGGAGUUGAGGUUCCGAUAGCUGCGGGAGGAGUAGCUGGUUCUCGAGAUCCUACUCUUGACCCGGCCUUUUGGGAAGCCCACCCAGAAGGUCCUCCACGCCUUGAUGGAAUUAUUGAGCCCGACUUCAUGGAACACGAUACCUCCAUGGUUGAAGGGCGAAACUUUUUUGCGGAUGUUUCUCGCGCAGGCCAUAUUGACUCUUUCGCCUAUAAUCCCACUCCUCCAAAUGUCAGGGAAGAAGACGAUGAUCUUGAACCACCUCUGUCUCCUACGAGCAUAGUCAGCGAAGAUUUUGUAUCAUGCUCAUUUCCUAGUCGAACAAGAGGUGGCGGAAGAAUAAACCCCCUCGGGGCACAUCCAGUCCCUGCCAGCUCUCUAUACGAUCCUGCCCCCCCUGUAGCAACCACACCCAAAGCUCUUACUGGUAAACGGGUCCGCCCUUCGCAUUCACACAAGCGCAGCGCAAGCUUUUCUGACUCAUUGCGAGAUCGCCGAGCACAGCCGGAACCCGAGCCACCUGUACAGAAGGUUAUCUAUAAGAGUACGGAGCUACUUCUUGCUUUACCUUAUGCUGGAAGUUUGGUGAGAGGUAAUCUCUUUCCACCUGGACAAGCUUUUGUCGACAUUGUUGCGCCAAGCACUCCAGCAGAAUUUGGUCGAGAAACCACUUUGUUUCCCAGAGCACCUCCCAAUCACAAAGGCCCUUCGGCGAUGUCAGGGCCAGGGAUGAAGAGACUCUUAGGUAGCGUACGUCGUGCAUUGAGCACCAGAGGAGGACAUAGUCCAAUUAGCUCUCCAACCCAAGGUAGCUUUCCCAAUAUGCCUCCUCUCGGAGUUCGAGGGGCAACCGUAAAUCGACUUCCUGGUAGCGCUGUGGUCCCACAAGCCCAAAAGCACGAUUCAAUUCGUACACCAAUGAGAAUUGACCUCCUUGGUGCUGAAGUUGCUGAAGACUUCAAAAAGGCAGUUCGAGAGGAAGAGGAGGCCGAUCAAGCUCGUAGAUCACGUGUAGUUGAGCAGCUAUCGCCACCAAUAAGUCGUCAUCACGAAUCUGGCAUUCACUACUCGACUAUGUGUCCAGAUGUUACCUUGGAAAAUUCAAGUCCCAUAACCUACAGGUCACCCAAGAGCGAAGUUACAAAUGGAAGCAAGAGCAUCUUAAUUGUUGAUGAUACCAUGUCAUUGCCUUUGCCUAUGAUGACCGGCGCAUUGGCCGUGAGUCCGUCGGUCGGCUCGUUCGCUGAUACAUUUUUGCAUCCAUCACAUGGACCUACGCCACCAACGACCCCGCCAGGCGUUCUCUUCGCUGGAACUCCAAGAAGGUCAUCCCAUCUACUAGGACAUACUGUGAAUCGUAUUUUAUCAUUAGAAGGCCUUCCUUCGCUGAUCGGUGACUCACGGCCUUCAAGAGACUAUGAGCACCCUCUCGGACCCAGACCAAUACCUACACAUUCAAUGAGACUUCACAGUCAAACUUACCGAGUCAGAAAAUCCGCAUCGUUGCGUCGUUAUGCGUCCUUCCAGAGUGGUUUUACUCAACACCACAGAAGCGAGCGGAGCUUUGAUGCUACCACGUUCACAGAAGAAGCAUCGAUUGCAGAGAGCUUUUCUCGAAAUGCACCUAUUCCACGGCCACUGCGAGUACUCAGGAGAAGGCCAGGUGGAGAUCUAAGGGCCGUUGGUAAUGUUGGAGACCUCAAUACUGCUCAUGUUCGACCAAUGUCGACUGGCUCCAUUACGACAUAUUCCGAUUCUGUCCGAAGCUCAUAUCUUCUUGGUAGUGGGGAUGAUGGCCAAUACAUCGAUGUAGUCAAUAGUGAUUAUGAUGGAACUCAACGCCAUGUAGAGACAUUCUCAUUAGGGGCACUAGCUGAGAUCACGCCCAAAGCUCGUGUAUCCUUCUUCGACACCCAUUCAUCUCAACCUGUGAUGCGUCCGUCUUUCGAAAAGGAAGCUCAGAUGCUUGCCCAAAUUCCAGAUGAUAUCGAUGACGAUGGCGGCGUUGAGUCAGCUCUUCUGAAACUCGAAGGGAAAUUUGAGCAGAGGCAUUCCCACACCCCAGGCGGCGAGCUAUCUGGGAGGUUUGAGAAUGAGGGAAACACCAACAGUUUUGGCGGCAGUCCAUAUGAUGCCAGUAACCUUACUUUGGAUGAUGAGGAAGAAGGGAAGCGCAGACAUAGACAACGAAAUGUCGUGGAUUCGACCAUUUUCAACCUAGCCCCAUCUACAUACCAGCCUCAGGAAGCUUCAACGAAGGCGGAACGUAGAACUUUUGCAUACCAUCCAACAGGCGUGUCAAGAACUUCAUCAGUACCAGAGUCAAGUGGUCUCACCGAUUCAUUUUUUGAAGGUUCUUUCCUUGAUGGUGCUUUUAGCGAGAACGAAAGCUACGAAAGACAUACACGCAAUUGGUCAGAAAGAUCGAUUCCCGAAGGUCCUAAUGAAGGGCGUCAAGGAUCGAUGGAUAACACUCCGCACUCUUCUCAUCCUGGAUCUUUUGAUUUCAUAACCGAAACGGAAAGCUUGCGAAGAAUGCACACCGGUGCAAAAGAACAUGUUAGUGAAGGUGGCAAUCAUUCAUUCCUCAACAUUGACAGUGACCUUUCAUCCGAAAUGUCUGUGAUCUCAAAUUCCGAAUAUCCUGAAGAGAUAACAAAUAUGCCUGCUCCAAACUCCCUUGCUUUGAGACGGGGAGCAGGAGUUAAGGAGAUGCCCCAUUCACCUCAAUCACCACAUCAACCCCCUUCGCCUCCAAUGACCUUGGUGCAGGCAUUGAACAUGUCUCCAAACACCGCGAAUAUUCCUCAGGUCCAUGAUUACCAGCUACAACAAGGGCACUAUUUACCACCAACGCCAGGCAUCACCCCUACUAGUGCCCUUGGAUUAGGCGGGUUUGGUAGAGACGCCUUGCGACCUAUCGGUACAAGUGAAGCUUCUCGCAAAACGUCUGUUCACCUGCCAUUUAUUCUUGCAUUUGACUCGAGAAUUCUUGCUCAACAAUUCACUCUCAUUGAGAAAGAUGCCUUGAAUGAAAUUGAUUGGAAGGAUCUCAUCGAAAUGCGCUGGAGAGAUGCUGCCACAGAUACUCGCUCAUGGGUUGACUUCCUACGCUCUUCGGAACCUCGCGGAGUGGAAGUUGUCAUCGCACGGUUCAACAUAAUGGUUAAGUGGGCCGUGUCUGAAAUCGUUCUGACAGGCGAUCUAGAAGAACGAGUUCGAUGCAUCAUCAAGUAUAUUCACAUUGCUGUUAAUUGUCGCAAAUAUCGAAACUUUGCUACAAUGACACAACUCACUGUAGCCUUGACUUCGAAGGAUAUCUCCCGUCUCACCUCAACGUGGGCCCACGUUCCGGCAUCCGAUAUACAAACCCUUAACGAAUUGGAAGAACUUGUAACACCCACAAGUAAUUUUCAUAACUUGAGAGCCGAGAUGGAAGGCUCCGGUGCAGAUCAAGGCUGCAUUCCAUUUGUCGGGAUCUAUACUCACGAUCUCAUCGUCAACUCAGAGCGUCCAAGUCAAUUUGCAAGUACGCCAACAACGGAACCUUUGGUGAACUUUGAGAGAUGUCGAUGCGAUGCCACGAUCAUCAAGAAUCUACUUAGAUUGCUUGAGGCUAGCCAGCUGUAUAGAUUCCUUCCAAUUGAAGGCAUCACCGAAAGGUGUUUAUGGAUGGCAGCACUACGAGACGAAGACAUUGCAAAAUAUGGAAGAUCAAUCCAAAAUUGA
This is a messenger RNA of Botrytis sinoallii, 5103 nucleotides long. RefSeq lists its product as uncharacterized. Lineage: Eukaryota; Fungi; Ascomycota; Leotiomycetes; Helotiales; Sclerotiniaceae. The record is from RefSeq and is a predicted model, not a curated record. Bases 1 to 5103 code for a protein of 1700 amino acids. Gene Ontology annotation, biological process: positive regulation of GTPase activity; Ras protein signal transduction. Gene Ontology annotation, cellular component: plasma membrane. The transcript is spliced from 3 exons. Gene Ontology annotation, molecular function: guanyl-nucleotide exchange factor activity.